AAUUUACAAUCCAUAUAUUUCAUAUUAUAAGUCUACAACUACUUAUUCUACAACUUCACUAACAUUAUUUUAUAACAGCCUUUCAGUGCAGGAGCAACAGGUCAUGGAUCACAACAACAACAACAAAAAAAAAAGCUGUUAACAGGUCUGAACAUUCAGAUAUAAUUUAGUCAGUAAAUUAUUGUGUGUUCUUGCGUUUUCAGAAUGAGUCAGCACUUGCUCUGCACGUCUGUGCACUCUGGAUUACAAUACUGCUGACCUUUAAACACAUAUUGACCUAUCUAAAUGUGCUUUAGCAAGUUAGAAAAUCAGAUGUUAAGCAAAAGUUUAUUGUCACAAAACAGUCAACUGUCAAAAUACUGAGUCUAAUAAAUCAUUCACAACUCUGGUUUUGAAUGAUUGUUGUUGGCCCGAGGAGACAAGAUAGAGGAAGCUUGAUUAUGAAGUUAAGACAAGAGAGGCUUCUCUCUCAUGUUCCAACAUCUGUGUCACAUACAAGUCAUCUGACCUGCGUACAGCAAAUACAAUGGGGUGGGGCCCCAGCACGACAAGUCAUGCCACAGUGUAACAAAACUGCCAUGAUGUAACAUUAUGGCACUAUUUAUAGAGGCGGAUCUUCCUCACACUGCCGCAUUCUGUCCAUUCAACCGACUUCUUUUGGCUGUUGUCACUUGAGGACUGACAUUUUACCAGCAUUUAACUUCCAGGAACCAAUACCAGGAUUUGGAGUAUGAAUUUAAGGCUCAUCACUUUUGAACAAUCUUCUAUGGAAAAACAAGGAAAUGAAUUUAUAGCUGGGACAAUGUUUAGUCAAAGAGACACCUUUAAAGAGGCCUGACCUUUCUGUCCUAAAUUGCUCCAAUAAAGGAGCCUCUUGUCCUGUCCAAAUUAAUAAGCCACUCCUGAAUCUUACACUGAUCAAAAUGGUUAAAGUUGGACCUGCAGAUGUGGCUCCCUCAGCAGCUGUGAAGUUUGUAGGAGCAGGAACUGCAGCAUGCAUUGCUGACCUGCUUACCUUUCCCCUGGACACAGCCAAAGUUCGACUGCAGAUCCAAGGGGAGGCCAGAGCCUCAGCAGCUGCAGGGAAAGGAUCUGCAGUGAACUAUCGAGGAGUAUUUGGCACUAUCACCACCAUGGUGCGUACAGAGGGGCCCAGAAGUCUUUACAGAGGACUGGUGGCAGGACUCCAGAGGCAGAUGGGCUUUGCCUCUGUCCGUAUUGGCCUCUAUGACUCAGUGAAACAGUUCUACACUAAAGGCUCUGACCAUGCUGGCAUCGGCACUCGCCUGCUUGCGGGCUGUACCACUGGGGCCAUGGCAGUUGCUUUUGCUCAGCCCACAGAUGUGGUCAAAGUCCGCUUUCAGGCACAGGCCAGGUCUUCCACACACGCCAGACACUACUGUAGCACCAUCGAUGCUUACAAGACCAUCGCUAAAGAAGAAGGCAUUCGUGGUCUGUGGAAAGGUACAGCUCCAAACAUCGCACGUAGUGCAAUUGUUAACUGCACAGAACUGGUUACGUAUGACUUUAUCAAGGAAACACUCCUUCGGUCCACUCCCCUGACAGACAAUCUGCCCUGCCACUUUGUAUCAGCCUUUGGUGCAGGGUUAUGCACAACACUGAUUGCAUCUCCAGUUGAUGUGGUCAAGACCAGAUAUAUGAACUCCUCUCUUGGCCAGUACAACAGUGUCCUAACCUGUGCUGCCAACAUGAUGACCAAAGAGGGACCCCUUGCCUUUUAUAAGGGGUUCAUGCCAUCAUUCUUACGCCUGGGCUCCUGGAAUGUGGUGAUGUUUGUGACAUAUGAGCAACUGAAACGAGCCAUGACAACAGCAAAUCACAGCUGCACAACUACACAGUAAUCAUUACUGUGUUGCA
This is a messenger RNA of Monopterus albus (swamp eel), 1878 nucleotides long. It is a transcript of the gene ucp2, whose product is annotated as uncoupling protein 2. Lineage: Eukaryota; Metazoa; Chordata; Actinopteri; Synbranchiformes; Synbranchidae. Bases 924 to 1862 code for a protein of 312 amino acids. Gene Ontology annotation, biological process: transmembrane transport. The transcript has 8 exons. The record is from RefSeq and is a predicted model, not a curated record.